AUGUCCGAAUCCCAACCUCCUACGUUAGUUGAAGGUGCAACUACUGGCGAUGUAGAUGAUGAAAUCCCUCAAAAGGCCAAGUCGGCAGAAGAUCGUAAAGCUGCUGCUGCUCUCUCCUCUCUCGAUGCCCCUCGCGAAGAUGACUCGUCCGCGAUGAAAGAGGUAGAUCAAGAGGCUGUGAGGAAAGCUAUGGAAAGGUUGGCAGGCACUAGCGCCACGAAUGGAAAGCUUGCAAAGAAGGGAGACGAGAAAAAGGUUGUGAAGAAGAUAGUGAAGGUUGAAGCGGCCGAUGUCAAUUUAUUGGUUGAGGAACUCGAAUUGACAAAGAUCAAGGUCACGGACUUGUUGAAGGCUCAUGACGGUGAUGCCACGACAGCCUUGAGGGCAUACAUUACCCCUGUGGCAUAA
This is a messenger RNA of Botrytis sinoallii, 408 nucleotides long. RefSeq lists its product as uncharacterized. NCBI's taxonomy places the organism in Eukaryota, Fungi, Ascomycota, Leotiomycetes, Helotiales, Sclerotiniaceae. Bases 1 to 408 code for a protein of 135 amino acids. The record is from RefSeq and is a predicted model, not a curated record. Gene Ontology annotation, biological process: protein stabilization; negative regulation of apoptotic process. The transcript is spliced from 2 exons.